GAGGAUAGAUGUCACCACUAUCAAGUAUUGAAUUUGAUCUGUCACUUGCAAAGUUGUCUUUAUUCGUUAUCGAAAGAAUAAAAAAUAAAUAAUUAUUUCAAUUCAUACUUUUGCCACAUAGUGGCAAUAGAAACUAUUCUUUUUAUACUUGUGUAGAUAAAAAAAAUAUUAGUCAUGAAUCCGAUGUCCAUGGACAGAGAUGAACCAUCAUCGUUGUUAUCAUUUUCUACAAACCACCCUCUGGAGCAGUUUGUAUUGUUGGCAAAAGGAGCUAAAGGAUCAGCAUGUGCGGAACUCAUCAAGCAAGUCCUAGAAGCUCCAGGAGUCCAUGUAUUUGGAGAGUUACUUGAAAUGCCAAACAUAAAAGAGUUGGAAACUGGACCUUUUGCUACUCACCUGAAGACACUAAAUCUGUUUGCGUAUGGCACAUACAAAGAAUACCUUGAGAACAAGUCUGAAUACUUAGAACUGACGCCUGCUCAAUGCAAGAAGUUGCAGCACUUGACUAUUGCAUCACUUGCCACACAAGAAAAGUGUAUCCCUUACAGUGUGCUGUUAAAAGAAUUAGAUAUUAAAAAUGUGAGGGAUUUGGAAGAUCUCAUCAUAGAAGCCAUAUAUGCAGACAUAAUCCAUGGAAAAUUGGACCAGGAAUGCAAGCGGGUUGAGGUCGACGUAGCUCUAGGUCGCGACGCCCGCCUUGAGGAUGCCGCGUCCAUCGCUGAUGUGCUGGCAGACUGGUGCAAUGCUUGUGAAGCAGUACUCAACUCUGUGGACCAACACAUCCAGCGGGCCAACCAUCACAAACAGAGGGCUAUCAUACAUCACCAGGCCAUUGAGCAAGAGAUACUGUACAUAAAGAAAACUCUUAAAUCGCAAGCAGAGAACGACGAGUCUGCAACUGGCGGCGGUAGUGAGACUCACUCGGCUCCAAAGAAGAACUCCGGCAAGGGCAAGACGCCUCGCAACGCCGCAAAGUUCUGGCAGAAAAACACAUAACUGCUGCUUCAAAAUAAUCAUAGAUAAUAAAAAAAAUGUAAUUUGUGAUACUGUCAAUAAAUUUUUAAAGCCAGUAUUAUUAAACCAUUCAUUUUUCGUAAAAGUGUGAUCUUGAUAGUGUUGAUUUGCUUAAAUUGAGAACUUUGAAGUGAUGUCGCUGUAGAUAAUGUCGUUCAUGGUACUGUGACUGUUUUAUUAAUGCAGGCUUUAUUUUGCUCUCCUA
Trichoplusia ni (cabbage looper) is the source of this 1219-nucleotide messenger RNA. It is a transcript of the gene CSN7, whose product is annotated as COP9 signalosome complex subunit 7b. The transcript has 4 exons. Lineage: Eukaryota; Metazoa; Arthropoda; Insecta; Lepidoptera; Noctuidae. Bases 175 to 996 code for a protein of 273 amino acids. Gene Ontology annotation, biological process: COP9 signalosome assembly. The record is from RefSeq and is a predicted model, not a curated record. Gene Ontology annotation, cellular component: COP9 signalosome.